Molecule: messenger RNA, 3232 nt
Organism: Callorhinchus milii (elephant shark)
Lineage: Eukaryota; Metazoa; Chordata; Chondrichthyes; Chimaeriformes; Callorhinchidae
Gene: lrp12
Product: low density lipoprotein receptor-related protein 12
Exons: 9
Coding region: 1-2778 (925 amino acids)
Cellular component (GO): plasma membrane
Molecular function (GO): low-density lipoprotein particle receptor activity; protein binding
Source: RefSeq, a predicted model, not a curated record
AUGCAGCAGCUGAUUUCUGGUUGGAUGUUCACCAUGAGAGUCAGCAAUGGCUGCGAUGGCUCUUUGGACCAGCCGAUGCGACGAAUCCCAUAUUGGUUCCACAUGGCACAGUUAUUACAAGACCACAUCAAUAAACCAAGGAUUUUUUUUAGAUAUGGCAGACGUUUUAUUGACCCAGACUGGGAAUCAGCUCAGGUUUCUUUUCUUGGUUGGUAUCCCAUGACCUCUACUGGAAAAUUGCAGCAGGAGGAAAAGAGUGAGGAAAGUAAGGAGCUCAAUAGACUUCAGUUCUGGGAAAGAAUGAGUUUGAACAGGUUUGGUGAGUGUGAGGUACAGGCAAAAAAAGUUAAAGAGUUCACAGCCACAGUCUUUGAAAACAAUAUACUGUUUGUAAGUUUCUAUCUUCUAGCUGAACUUGAAGUGCAUGUGGCUUACAGACACAGAGAGAGAGAGAGAGAGAGAGGGAACAGCAACAGUUUCCAGGAUUUUGAUGUCCAAAGUUCUGCUUGGUGCAGCGCAGACUGGUUAACAAUAGGAACAUACAAAAACCUGGAAGGAACUCGCGUGUGUGGUUCUUCCAUUCCAGGACCAUACAUUUCUUCACAAGAACACGUCUGGAUUAAGUUUCAUUCAGAUGACCGGUAUACUAGGAAAGGUUUCCGGCUCUCUUACAUCACAGGAAGAUCUGUGGAGGCAGGCUGUGACUGGGACCAGUUUCACUGCAACAAUGGGAAAUGUGUCCCUGAGAUCUGGAAAUGCAACACCAUGGACGAGUGUGGGGACAAUUCUGAUGAAUUGCUGUGUGAGAGGUCAACACCCCCGACUGCUUUUCCUUUUCAGCCUUGUACGUAUAAUGAGUUCCAGUGUCUCUCCCGGUACACUCCGGCUUACACCUGCUUACCCGAGACUUUGCGAUGUGAUGGGAAUAUCGAUUGCCUGGAUUUGGAAGACGAAAUAAAUUGCGAUGUCCCUACUUGUGAGGAGCAGCUGAGAAACUUUUAUGGUGCUUUUAACUCUCCAAAUUAUCCUGCCUUUUACCCACCUGGAAGCAACUGCACGUGGCUGAUAGAUACAGGAGACCGGCGCAAAGUUAUUUUGCGUUUCACUGACUUUAAAUUGGAUGGCACAGGCUAUGGGGAUUAUGUCAAAGUGUACGAUGGCCUGGAGGAAAAUUCGCGCAAGUUGCUCCGCGUCCUGACGUCAUUUGAUUCCCGGCCACCUAUCACGGUGAUCGCUUCAUCUGGAAAGUUGCGGGUACAUUUUUAUGCAGACAAAGUGAAUGCAGCCAGAGGCUUUAACGCUACUUACCAAGUUGAAGGCUUUUGCCUGCCCUGGGAGAUUCCAUGUGGCGGCAAUUGGGGCUGCUACACUGAGCAGCAGCGUUGUGAUGGUUAUUGGCAUUGUCCAAAUGGAAGAGAUGAGCGCAAUUGCAGCUUAUGCCAGAAGGACGAGUUUCCCUGUUCUCGUAAUGGUGUAUGUUACCCUUUGUCUGACCGUUGCAACUACCAGAACCAUUGUCCCAAUGGCUCAGAUGAGAAGAAUUGUUUCUUUUGCCAGCCUGGUAAUUUCCACUGUAAGAACAACCGUUGUGUGUUUGAGAGCUGGGUCUGCGAUGCACAGGAUGACUGUGGGGAUGGCAGUGAUGAGGAAAAUUGCCCAGUGAUUGUACCCACUCGGGUGAUAACUGCAGCAGUCAUCGGAAGUUUAAUCUGUGGACUGCUUCUCGUCAUUGCUCUGGGAUGUACCUGCAAACUCUAUUCACUGCGAAUGUUUGAGCGCAGAUCCUUCGAAACCCACUUGUCAAGAGUUGAAGCUGAGUUGUUGCGAAGAGAAGCUCCUCCAUCCUAUGGCCAGUUGAUCGCACAAGGCUUGAUACCCCCAGUGGAGGAUUUUCCUGUUUGUUCGUCAAACCAGGCAUCUGUAUUGGAAAACCUCCGUUUGGCAGUCCGGUCGCAACUUGGACUUGCCCCUGUCCGGUCUUCCACAUCCAACAGACGACCCAAUAACCUUUGGAGCCGUGUUUUUCGGUUUGCAAGAUCCAGGAAUUCAGCGUCCUUAGCACUUGUGUCAACAGAUGGAGAUGGUGUGUCUGGAGAACAGACAGCAACCAGGGAACCUGAAAGAAGCAGCUUGCACAGAGGCCUCCUGACCCUCGAGGCCGAUGAUACAGAUAGUGAGCGGAGAGACGUGCCAGGAGCUGUUGGUGGAGUUGUAGCUCCUCUGCCUCAAAAAGCUGCACCGACUUCUGCAGUCGAGGCUGUUCUCGGAGCAAAUGGUAGCUCCUCAGGCCACCAUACUAAUAACACUGUUGGUAGUGUCCUCACCCAAUUGGGAAGCUCAGAGCAGCCCAGCAUCAGUCCAGCGAGACAGCAGCUGAGCAGUGCCCUGAGCCUUGUGACUCGGAGUCUGCGGCGGGUGCGUUUUUCUAUUGUGCGAUCCAGUUCUGCAAGUCAGAACCAGAGCCCCCUGCGGCAGCUGGAUACCGGUGUCCACGGGCAAGCAGAGGAUGAUGAUGUUGAAUUAUUGAUCCCUGUUUCUGAUGGAGCAUCAGAGGUAGAUAUGAGGGACGGUGGCAGACCAAUCACUGAGCUCGCCCCUGACAGGUUGCAGGGAACCCGGCAGCACCACAGUUCAGCAACUCACAGAGAACGUUCUAAUAGCAGAGACGGGCCUUGCGAGCACUGUGGAAUGGUACAUACAGCCCAGAUACCCGACGUGUGCCGAGAGGCUGCAGUAAAGAACGAAGCCAGUGACGACGAAGCGUUGCUUGUCUGUUAGCUGUGCAACGAUACGUCAACGAUCGCUUUUAUUUAUGCUCAUUGAUAACGAUGCAUAUUGUGAUUUUAAGCUCUUUCGGUACUUGGAGGAAAAACUGGAUUUGUGUGCGACUUUUGUCAAAUACCAUAUUUAUUACGUUUAAUUUGGGAGUCCACUAAACGCAUGGUGACAAGUUCCGUGCAUUUUUUCGGCUCGCAUGUUACGCAGUCACGAUUUUAAAAAAAACUACCAAAACUGUUGUGUAGAAUAUGUAGAAUGAAAAUGAAUUAUGACUUAAGUUCCUGCUUCUAUUAUUUUUUCCUAGCUGUUUCUAGAAUAUUGUCUAUUUAUUGCUUUUUGUCAUAAAUUGCAUGUUUUAUGAUUUUUAAUUGAUAGGCUGCUGAGUGCCUAAAAAAAAUGGAGUUUGGAACAUGCAACAAUGUAAAACACAAAUAAAAAUCAACUUUUACAAUAA